This is a messenger RNA of Salvia splendens (bonfire salvia), 5138 nucleotides long. RefSeq names its product histidine-containing phosphotransfer protein 1-like. Gene Ontology annotation, cellular component: nucleus; cytoplasm. The coding region runs from base 1698 to 4058 and encodes 786 amino acids. The record is from RefSeq and is a predicted model, not a curated record. Gene Ontology annotation, molecular function: histidine phosphotransfer kinase activity; protein histidine kinase binding. Gene Ontology annotation, biological process: phosphorelay signal transduction system; phosphorylation; cytokinin-activated signaling pathway. The transcript has 3 exons. Lineage: Eukaryota; Viridiplantae; Streptophyta; Magnoliopsida; Lamiales; Lamiaceae.
AUUUUGUGUUUGAAGUUGUUUCCCUUUUCUUUGAGGAUUCUGAUAGGCUCCUCCAUGAUCUCUCCCUUGCUCUAGAUCAGCAGAAUGUGGACUUCAAGAAGAUUGAUGCUCAUGUUCAUCAGUUCAAAGGCAGCAGCUCUAGGGAAGUUUAGGAGAGUGAAAGCUGGAAGUUCGCAGGUGAAAUGGGCAAAGCAUGAGAACGCCCGGUCGGGCGAUUCUGAGCUUCAAAACGCCCGGUCGGGCGUUACGCAUAAGGAUUCCAGAAAGUUCGCCCGGUCGGGCGGUUAGUGACGACACAAAACGCCCGGUCGGGCGUUUCACCGCGAUACCCCUAGAAGCCUUUCGCCCGGUCGGGCGUUUCGUUCGUUAAAUUCGCCCGGUCGGGCGUAUUUGCCGAGUAACUUCUAAAUGGCAGUUAUUUCAGAAAAGGAGGGGAUAAGUUAGAGGAAAGAAGAGGAGAAAGGGGACGAAUUUUACAGAGAAAAAAAGACAGAACGGAGAAGAAGGAAGAAGAGAAGAGAAGGAGGAAAAUCUACCCGACACUCCGACGAUUCGACUCCACCAUCCAAUUCUACUCCGAAAGAGCAUGCCUUCUACGGUUUUAAUCAGUGAAUUUAUCAUGUAUCAAGGCUAGGCUCAUUUGUUGCUCCAAGUUGUGAAUUAGACUCGUUAGAAUGCUUCUACACUUUUGAACUCAUGUUUGAUAUCAUUGAUUGUGUUUAAUGCGUAAUUCUAUUACUUUAGAGGCAUCUUUUGUGAUAGAUAUCUAAUCCUUGUUUAUUGUCUCUUUAACAUAGACAUGGAUGGAUUAAUCAAUUGUUAUGCUAUCAAAUUAAAAUUGUUCAGAGGAUAAUUUGAUAGUGGAUUAGGUAAGCUCGUAUAGUAGAUGAUGUUAGAUUCCCGCGCUUCCGCAGGAGUUGAAUGCCUUCGAAAAUUAAUUCAUGGAACAAGUGUUCAGCUGACUGUGAAUUAUACGUCGCAAACAUGUUCAGUGCAAGCGAUUAGGUUGAUAAGUUAAUCCCAAAUUUGUGUGUGAUAAAUGUGUAGAAUGAUUCGAGUCUAAGGAGCAACUUGGAGUGACCUGUUUUUCUCGUGUUUAAAAUCCUUGCGUAGUUAGUUUGUUAACUUAGUGUCAUUAAUCAUCAAAACCAAAAAUCGAACCUUUUUAUGCUUUGUUUAGUGUUAAGUUUUAAUAAUCAUUCCCUUCCCUGUGGAUCGACACCUAAAAUACUACACACGAAGCUGUAUUCUUGCAGUUAGUGAUAAUAUUUGGGUAAUUAAUUUGAACUUGCGUGCGAAAUUGAUCUGUUUUACAAACCAGUAUUAUCCACAUCAAGUUUUGGCGCCGUUGCCGGGGAAGGCAAUCGAUUAUUUAGCUUAUAGUUUUUGUUUGUUUUUAUUUUGUUUGAUUUUUCUUUUUGAGUUUUAUAGGUACAUUGUUCGUGUUCUACGGUGUGAUAGCCAUCUACCACGUCCGGACUUGAAGACGAAGGAGUGUAUUAUUUUAGGUAAUUUUUAGCUAACUCUUAGUUUAGUUUUAGGUAGUUUCGUUUGCACUCUAGCACACACUUUUUAUAGUACUUACCCCGAAGUUGUCGAGAGGUCUCGCUUUCGGUAAUAGGAAAUAUUUUGUGCUUGUGCUUGGUGUAUUUUCUGUUGUGUAGGUAUUAAAAAAAAAAACAAAAAAAAAGAGGUGAAUGCACACGAGAUCUCAGGGUACACCACCUUUCGGAUUACUCUGUUAUCAAAGAAGGAAAGGGUCAGGAAGUUCAGCCGGGUUUGAAAUUCAACAGGAUUCGCCGAGUCCAAUCAGAGAUAACCCAUUAUUUGAGAGUAGUGACAGUGAUCUAGAAGCUGAAUCAAUGGCUGAGAACAAUGAGAUUCCACCACCCGCGGUGAGGUUUGGUGACACUCUCAGGUCGGGAGUCGACUUUCUAGGAGAAUUCGCCUACGCGAAUGACAACGUGAACAUUCCUCCUCAUUACAUUAGCUUGGUGAACGGGGGAAAUCUCUUCCAUGGGCGAGACGAUGAGGAUCCAACGAGCCACCUCAACGCGUUCUACGAAUUGACGAACUCUCAUCGACCCCCGAAUGUGGACCAUCAUCAGAUUAAGAGGGCCUUAUUCCCUUUCUCACUGAGGGAUAAAGCACGGGCGUGGUAUGAUUCUAUUCCGGGAUACAACAUAGCCACAUUCCAAGAGUUGAAGAUGUUGUUCCUCUUGGAAUAUAACUCUCCGAUGAAGAUCGAGAAGUUGAGAGAGGAGAUCACUACCUUCCGACAGAAAUAUGAUGAGUCUUUUGCGGAAGCGUGGAAGAGGUUCACUGAAUUGCUUAGGAAAUGCCCGAGCCAUGGUCUUGCUCCAGGGCAUGAGCUACUCAAGUUCUACAAGGGACUCAACAGUGAAGGCACGGGGUUGGUGACUGCAGGCUCGAAUGGAAAUCUGGACGACUUAACUCACGAGGAAGUGAGAGCUCUGUUCCAAAGGUUGGCAAACAACCAAAGGAAUUGGCAUAAUCCGAGAAGAGCGGCAGAUAAGAUGGGAGACACGUUCGGUGCUACCAAGGAGACGGAGAAAAUCACUGCAAUUGAGGCUCAGUUGGCGGAGAUAAGCACUCAGAUGUGCACGAUGACGAAGGCGAUAAAAUCCUUCCAACUGACUCCUCAACCCAUGGCUGUUUUGAAGUGUGGGUUGUGCCAAGGCGGACAUCACAUGGAUCAAUGUCCGAAUCUUGAAGGUCAGCCAAUAGAGGAUGUGAACUAUAUUGGUAACAAUCAGCAAGGGUUCAACCAAGGAAACCAGUACGGUAAUCAGCAGAACUGGAGGCCUCAACAAGUGAACUGGAAUCAGUCCGGUACUAGCAACCCUUCGGGUUCACAAUGGCGUACCAAUACUCCACCUCCGGGUUUUGAGAAGAAGCCUUCUAUGGAUGAACAACUGGGACAAAUCCUAUCUCUUAUGACUAAGACUCAAAAGGAGAAUGACUACUUCAAAGAAAAGACCGUGGAAAAGUUUGGGCAGUUAGAAGCUACAAUGAGGAAUCUUGAGACUCAAAUUGGGCAGAUUGCUACAGCAUCUCACACAAGAAUUCCUAAUGUUAUCCCGAGUGAUACAGUGCCCAAUCCUAAAGGUGUUGAACAGUGCAAGGCAGUUAAGUUAAGAAGUGGAAAGGAUCUUGAGUCUCCAAUCAUGCUAGAUGCACAAAAUGGCUCGAACAUCUUGCACGCAGGGGCGGACGAGAGGAUUGAGUGGGCUACUACCGAAGCUAGGGAAGGUCAACAAGAAAAAGAAGAGUCAACCAUGAGUGAUAUCCACAAGAAGAAUCCACUAAGUCCGGCAAUGGACCCGAAGUGUCCAUUUAAUUUUCCAGAUUUUAUCCCGCCACCACCUUUCCCAGUCGAGAAUAAGAAGAAGGGUAGGAAAAUAAUUCAAGAGAAAGGACUCGAUUGGAUGAUGAACAUUAUCAGGAAAGUUAAUGUAGAUGUGUCCCUGGUGGAUUUGUUCCUACACUUUCCUAAAUUCUCCAAGUUUUUUAAAGAUCUUAUUGCGAAAAAGGAGAAGAUACAAGACGAUGGCGUGGUGAUAUUGAGCGCAUUUUGCUCACAAUUUGUGAAGGGAAAGAUGCCGGCAAAGAGAAGAGACCCGGGAAGCUGUGUGAUCCCAUGUGAGAUGGGAGAUAAAAAGUUCCCAAAGUGCCUACUUGAUCAAGGCUCGGGAAUAUCAUUGAUGGCUCUGAAAACCGCACGGUCAAUCGGUCUAGAAGCGAGGAUUGAACCAAUCGACAUUGACCUACAAUUGGCGGAUCAUUCAAUUGUGAAACCGAAAGGUAUCAUCGAGGAUGUCUUGGUGAAGGUUGAUAGAUUUGUACUCCCGGUUGACUUCAUUGUCCUAGAGAUGGAAGAGGACAAGGACAUGCCUAUCCUCUUUGGUAGGCCAUUUUUAGCAACCGGUGAUGUUGUGAUAGAGACCAAGACAAAUACGGUCAUGUUUCGAGUAGAUGGAGAGAAUGUGGUGAUCAAGCAAGAGAAGGCGGGGAAGCGCCUAUUGGAGCCUGGAUAGAAGGGAAAAGGAUGAAGAAGGUCGAGCCAACGACUAUAAACAAAGGCGCUGAUUGGGAGGCAACCCAAGUCUUUAUUUUUUCCUUUUAUUUUUUGAUUUCAUGUGUUGGAGGUUUUGUUUGCUCAAUUCUUUCCUCUAACAUUUAUUUUGAAUUGAGUGUUUCUUUUUGUAGGUUUUGUUUCUUUUUGUAGGAGCAACAUGGAGAUGUGAUGUAUGUUGGAGCUUAGGAGGAAGCAAUCCCGCUGAGGAUUUUCACACCCACCCGCCCACCCGAAUGCACUAUGUAUUUCAUGCAAAGUUUGGGGGAGUCUUCUUUCCCUUUACUUUUUAUGUUGUCUUUGCAUGCAUUGAGGACAAUGAUGCAUUCAAGUUUGGGGGGGUUUGUAUGGUUUGGUGCAUGUUUGUGGGUGUUUGAAAUGAUUUGAAAUAAAAAUGUUGUGAAUCUAUGUAGUUGACGGAUGCAUGUUAGAUCUUCGGCUUUCUGGUUGGGAAAUCUUAUUUGAUUUUACUUGAACUUUGAAGCCUAGGAUGAAUGGAAUAGGUGCAUGAAUCUAUUUGAAAAAGCAUGUCGUGAUUACAUCCGAUUUCUUGAGUUGAGGAGAGUAUGAAAAUCGCAUGGCUUGUGGAAAUUAUUUAGGGUUGUUUGGCUUUAUCAAGUUGCGUGCUUGCGUUCGUUUGUGUUAACGAUAUGGGAGGAUAAGGCACUAGGAUGAACUCCAUGGCCAAAGGAUCACAUGUCUAGUCCAUCACAUGAUCCCAUAGAAGCCACCUUGAGCUUAAUUCCCUAUUCUUUGUGUAAACACUUAGCCAAACACUUAGCUACUUAAAUAAGCCUAACUUUAGCCUAAUCGAUUGACCUUGCUACUAUUUGAGUGCUAAAUACAAGUUGAGCUUGGUGUUUUGAGUUGUGAGUGUGGGGGUGGUGAAUUGUAAAGUAUAGAUUUUCCUAGACUUGAUGUUAUGAGAAAGGAAGGAAGUUCUUAGAAAAGAAAGAAAAAGAAAAAAAAAAGAGGAAAAGACGACCUCCAAAUUCGCAAAAGUCGAGGUCUUGUCAAAAGAAAGACAAAAGAAGAGAAAAGA